AUUUCGCUUGAUCAUUCUUUGUAGCCAGGAUUUUAACAGGGGCAAGUCCCACCUAAAAAUCAGAUUUCUAGCUUUUCUUGGAAAAUUCAGAUCUGCCACCUGGCAGAAUCUCCUGGCGCCAGCCAGCUGGGGCUGCGCAUCAGUGGUCCACACCUGCUGCCUUGUGCCAGCCUCACUCAGGCAUGUGACCUGCAUACCCUGCAGGAGCUCAGCAGGCACAAAAACCAGGGGCACAGUCGGGGCCAGGACCUAGGGCCGAGAGGAUGCCCAGAGGUGCCCCAAGGCCCACCCUGAGCCAGCAGCCCCUGGCAGCCGAGAGCCCCAGGGAGAAUUGUGCCCAACUGAUUUCUGUUCUCUUCCGUCUCCCUGGCCCCAGACCAGUGCUGUGGACAUCUUCUCUGCGGGCUGUGUGUUCUACUAUGUGCUUUCCAGGGGCGGCCACCCCUUUGGAGACAGCCUCUGUCGCCAGGCCAACAUCCUCCUAGGCACCCCCCAUCUGGCUCACCUGGAGGAAGACACCCACGACAAGGUGGUGGCCCGGGACCUGGUUGAAGCCAUGUUGAGCACGCUGCCACAGGCCCGGCCCUCUGCCCUCCAGGUGCUGGCCCACCCGCUCUUCUGGAGCACAGCCAAGCAGCUCCAAUUCUUCCAGGAUGUCAGCGACUGGCUGGAGAAGGAGUCGGAGCAGGGGGCCCUGGUGAGGGCGCUGGAGGCAGGGGGCGACAAGGUGGUCCGGGACAACUGGCACCAGCACAUCUCCAUGCCGCUGCAGACAGACCUACGAAAGUUCCGGUCGUACAGGGGGACAUCAGUGAGAGACUUGCUUCGUGCCAUGCGGAACAAGAAGCACCACUACAGGGAGCUUCCGGCCACCGUGCGGAGGGCGCUGGGCCCCAUGCCGGACAGCUUUGUGGGGUACUUCACCAGCCGCUUCCCAAGGCUGCUUCUCCACACGCACCGCACCAUGAGGAGCUGCGCCUCCGAGGGCCUCUUCUCAUCCUACUACUCGCCAGCCUCCAAGGCCAUGGACCUCUGUCAGGCGGCCAGGCCUGUGGCCAAGGAUGGCCCGUUGUGAGGAAGACAGGAAGGGCCAGGCAGGCCCAGAGGCCCCGGCACCCUCAGGGAACAUGCGAAGAAAAGAAGAUUUACAUGUGUUUAAUGUGCAUAAAGCUAGGCAAGAACAGUCCUGGA
Molecule: messenger RNA, 1191 nt
Organism: Octodon degus (degu)
Lineage: Eukaryota; Metazoa; Chordata; Mammalia; Rodentia; Octodontidae
Product: serine/threonine-protein kinase/endoribonuclease IRE2-like
Exons: 5
Coding region: 557-1075 (172 amino acids)
Biological process (GO): mRNA processing; intrinsic apoptotic signaling pathway in response to endoplasmic reticulum stress; IRE1-mediated unfolded protein response
Cellular component (GO): IRE1-TRAF2-ASK1 complex
Molecular function (GO): protein serine/threonine kinase activity; RNA endonuclease activity
Source: RefSeq, a predicted model, not a curated record